Molecule: messenger RNA, 481 nt
Organism: Saprolegnia parasitica CBS 223.65
Lineage: Eukaryota; Oomycota; Saprolegniomycetes; Saprolegniales; Saprolegniaceae
Exons: 4
Coding region: 120-395 (91 amino acids)
Cellular component (GO): nuclear speck; commitment complex; U2-type prespliceosome
Molecular function (GO): pre-mRNA 3'-splice site binding; poly-pyrimidine tract binding
Source: RefSeq, a predicted model, not a curated record
CGACAUUGCCGGGAACGCGCUCGUUGUGCCAGCGUGCGCCGCGCCAGGGCACGAUUCCCGAGUACAACCCGAACGCGAUUGCGGCCCCGACGCCGACGCCGGUGAUCACGCUCGGCAACAUGGUGCAAGAAGCCGAUUUGGUCGAUGACGGCGAGUACAGCGACUUGAAGGAAGACAUUGAAGAAGAGUGCAGCAAGUUUGGCAAGGUCACGACGCUUGUGAUCCCUCGCCCGAGCGACGGGUUGCCCGGUGUCGGCAAGGCCUUUGUCCGCUUCGAGACAGUGGAUGCUGCGAUCGCCGCCACCAAGGCAUUGACAGGACGCAAGUUUGGCGGCAACGUGGUCGAUGUGAGCUACAUGAGCGUCGAGGCGUUUGAAGCCCAGGCGUUCGCGUAGACUGCUCUGCUGCUGUCGAUGAUGCUGGCUAGGAGCGGCGUCUCUCUUUUUUAUAUUUCAAAACAACGACGCAUAGCCUCCUCGCC